Protobothrops mucrosquamatus (brown spotted pit viper) is the source of this 1554-nucleotide messenger RNA. Its product is annotated as bile acid-CoA:amino acid N-acyltransferase-like. The record is from RefSeq and is a predicted model, not a curated record. Gene Ontology annotation, molecular function: fatty acyl-CoA hydrolase activity. The transcript has 3 exons. Gene Ontology annotation, cellular component: peroxisome. The annotation marks the transcript as partial. Lineage: Eukaryota; Metazoa; Chordata; Lepidosauria; Squamata; Viperidae. Gene Ontology annotation, biological process: fatty acid metabolic process; acyl-CoA metabolic process.
ACGGAUGAACCACUGGCUACUUGCACUGUGGAACGAUGGUACACAGCCCCCGGAGUGGAACGCAUCCCAAUUAAGUCUGGCCGGGUCCGGGGAGCCCUCUUCUUGCCUCCAGGCCCUGGGCCAUUUCCAGGACUGAUUGACCUAUUUGGUGGAGCUGGAGGACUAAUCGAAUUUCGAGCUGGCUUAUUGGCUAGCAAAGGCUUUGCAGUUCUGGCUUUGGCUUUCUUUGCAUAUGAUGAUUUACCACAGACUCUGGAAGUAGUAGAUCUGGAGUAUUUUGAGGAAGCAUGCAGACUGCUCUUGAAAAAUCCUAAGGUAAGAGGUCCAGGACUUGGAAUUAUUGGUUUAUCCAAAGGAGCAGAAAUUGCAUUGGCCAUGAGUACCUUCUUAAAGGAAGUAAUGGCUUCAGUGUGCAUCAAUGGUCCAACAAUAAUGACUACACCACUUCACUUUCAUGAUGUCAGUAUCCCUGGAGCUUCCUACCCAAUUGAAAAGAUUCUCAUUAAUGAAAUGGGAUUGGCAUAUUUUUACUAUUGCUUGGAACAUCCUCUGGAUGAAAAAUAUGAAGUGUCUACCAUUCCUGUGGAGAAGGCCCAAGGGCACGUCCUCUUUGUGGUGGGGGAAGCUGACCAAAGCUUCAAUAGCAGGGCGUUUGCUGAAGCAGCCCUGGCUCGAGCAAAGAAACAUGGGAAAAAUCAUUGUAGCCUGUUGUUUUAUCCAGGGGCUGGACAUCUGAUAGAACCCCCUGGAUCUCCAGUUUGCUUUGCCUACCCACUUUGGUUUUCUCCCUUGCCGAUCCAAUGGGGAGGGGAAGUGAAGCCUCAUGCUAAAGCCCAGGAGCACUCCUGGAAUGAGAUCCUGAAUUUUUUUAAGUUUCAUCUUGGGCCACUUCAGAAGAGCAGCUUAUGAUAAAAGAAAGGCCAGGUUGUUUAGCUUCCUUUAGAACUAUGGAGUUGGAUGGAGCCAUUGAACUCCAAUCUUCUACCCUGCGCAGAGGUUAAAGUUAAAACAACUCCUUUAGAUGAAGGGGAGCCCUCUAGCUCUUCGACUGAUUAGAUCCAUUGUUGAACUGCUGCUUGGUGUUAGUAAAUUUUUCAGAACAUUCAAACAGAGUCUGCCUCACUGUUUAGAUGUCCCACCGGCUGAGAAGAAAACAGAUGUUAGCAUUCUCUGUGGGCUUCUUAAUGAAUGCUACCAUAUUCUUCCUUCCAUUCUUUGUUUUUCAUAAAGCUACACACAUCAAGAUUCUUCAUUCUGCCUUCAGAGAACUUACUUGCCAUUCUCUGAAACUACAACAGUGUCUGUGAAUUCUUAAAGGAUGGAACAUCUCCUCUUCAGAUUUGGAAUUUAUAUUUCUUCUGGUGCAAAGGAAAUUACAUUUGCCCUUUUUUUUAUAAUCACAGUGCUAUGUCAUAGUUUUCAAUCAACAACUAUUCUAAGCUGCUUUUUGUUUGUUUUUUGAGAUACUAGUGCCAAAUCAAAUAUCUUCGAUCCCACAAGUAUGCAUCUGAAUUCUGCUUUCUAAAUGCUUCAUUUCACCUUCGGUUCUCUGAA